Carlito syrichta (Philippine tarsier) is the source of this 1515-nucleotide messenger RNA. RefSeq names its product cyclin dependent kinase 9 (gene CDK9). Bases 55 to 1020 code for a protein of 321 amino acids. The transcript is spliced from 6 exons. Lineage: Eukaryota; Metazoa; Chordata; Mammalia; Primates; Tarsiidae. Gene Ontology annotation, cellular component: nucleus. The record is from RefSeq and is a predicted model, not a curated record. Gene Ontology annotation, biological process: protein phosphorylation. Gene Ontology annotation, molecular function: cyclin-dependent protein serine/threonine kinase activity; ATP binding.
UUCAAGGCCAAGCACCGCAAGACCGGCCAGAAGGUGGCUCUGAAGAAGGUGCUGAUGGAGAACGAGAAGGAGGGGUUCCCUAUCACAGCCUUGCGGGAGAUCAAGAUCCUCCAGCUUCUAAAGCAUGAGAAUGUGGUCAACUUGAUUGAGAUUUGUCGAACCAAAGCCUCCCCCUACAACCGCUGCAAGGGCAGCAUAUACCUGGUGUUUGACUUCUGCGAGCAUGACCUCGCUGGGCUGCUGAGCAACGUUUUGGUCAAGUUCACGCUGUCUGAGAUCAAGAGGGUGAUGCAGAUGCUGCUCAACGGCCUCUACUACAUCCACAGGAACAAGAUCCUGCACAGGGACAUGAAAGCUGCCAACGUGCUUAUCACCCGGGACGGGGUCCUCAAGCUGGCUGACUUUGGGCUAGCCCGGGCCUUCAGCCUGGCCAAGAACAGCCAGCCCAACCGCUACACCAACCGUGUGGUGACGCUCUGGUACCGGCCCCCGGAGCUGUUGCUCGGGGAGCGGGACUACGGCCCCCCCAUUGACCUGUGGGGUGCUGGGUGCAUCAUGGCAGAGAUGUGGACCCGCAGCCCUAUCAUGCAGGGCAACACGGAGCAGCACCAGCUUGCCCUCAUCAGCCAGCUCUGUGGCUCCAUCACUCCCGAGGUGUGGCCAAACGUGGACAAGUACGAGCUGUAUGAGAAGCUGGAGCUGGUCAAGGGCCAGAAACGGAAGGUGAAGGACAGGCUGAAGGCCUACGUGCGUGACCCCUACGCGCUGGACCUCAUCGACAAGCUGCUGGUGCUGGACCCUGCGCAGCGCAUCGACAGCGAUGACGCCCUCAACCACGACUUCUUCUGGUCCGACCCCAUGCCCUCGGACCUUAAGGGCAUGCUGUCCACCCACCUGACGUCCAUGUUUGAGUACCUGGCACCACCACGCCGGAAGGGCAGCCAGAUCACCCAGCAGGCCACCAAUCAGAGCCGCAACCCCGCCACCACCAACCAGACGGAGUUCGAGCGGGUCUUCUGAGACCUCGUGGCCUGCUGAGGUCGUUGUUUUCUCUUCUGCUAUGUGGCGUGCAUGGUGGAGAUGGUGGGGCAUUUGAGCGUCUUCUCUAGCGCGUAUCUUGUUUAAUCCUCACCCCUGGCGCUGGGAGCAGCCAGCUGAGUGGACUGGGGUGAAGUGUCGGCAGAAGGCCACGAGGGCACCGAGCCGCCUGCUCCUUGGCUUUCUGGACGGGCCCAGGCAGGAGUGGGUGGGAGGAGAGGUUCGCCCCCCCGUGACUUUCUCAGCGUGCCCAGCGGGAUGCGGGGGGAUAGGCCCCUUGCCCUCCACACGCUUCUCUUGGAUGACAAGCUUGAUGGGACAGGCCGUCUGUGCGUGGGCCACUCCUGGCCCCACCCUCAGCCGCACUGGGACCCGCACAAACUCUUGGUUUCUUUCGUAGGAUCGUUGUGUUUCUUUUGGUCAGUUGUCCUGGGACAUGCCUGGUUGGUUACCAUUAAAAGUUGGCUUUUUCAGUAA